AUGGGUCGAUCAGACGACAACAUUUCCGAUGGAAAGCCACAUCCUACAAUGCACGUUCCAGCAGCCCAGCUUGGCAGUCUCACACUUCCAGCGGGGUAUCCUCAACAUCAGAACAUUUCACCUUUGCUGUCUGACCAGUUGAGAAGGGACACGACAUCGCGUUCUCGUGAAAACGUCCCUUCCGGUUUUCUCCUGCAUUAUUAUGCACAGUCACAGCCUAGAGAUGUUUUUACACAUUCUGGCGCCAUCGGUGGUUCAAGUGCAUACCGCUCUGCAGAAGUCGGUUCAGCUGCUCAUGUUCCAUAUGGUAUUUCAAAUAGAGAUUCUCUUGAAGUGUCUAUGCAUUCACUGCAGGACACAUCAAUGCAGUCUUCGGCAAUGGUUGUACCAUCGCACACAAUCAAUUUCCCUGCUCAGAGCUACGAAGGCAAUACCAUCCAUUCCCCUCGGCUACAUCACGCAACUCCGCCUUCCGACGUUGACGCAAGCACAAGGAGCUUCGCAAAUAAUUGCUACAUGUCGGAUGCCGGUCCGCCUGCUCAUGCACAUGUUUCAGGUGGAAUUCCGGAUAGAAAUUAUUUCUUUGCAAAUCCUGUACCAUUACGGCGGGACACAGUAUCGCAGCCGUUCAGUGGCACUGCAUCAUACGAAAGCAAGGCCCUUGCUCCGAGAGACGAAGGCGACAUUAGACACGUCUCAGAAUCGCUUACCACAUCCUUCUAUGGUCCAGUGUACCGUCGCUCAGACCAUUCCCGUUAUGGUAUGGCACCCUCUCACCCUCCACCGCAGUCAUCAUCGUCAAUUCCAGCACCCAGGACAGAGACACUUCUUCCUAGUGCACAUCAACCGAAUCUCUUCGUGCAGCACACUGACCGAGUCGUGCCAUUUCGUAGGCAUGAUACUCAGCGGUCAGCUUCUCCUCAAGUUUACCACAUCGAUGGCUGCUUUAUAGAUGAGGAUGACCUUCCAGACCAAGGAACGAACAACGACAUCAUAAUCGUCGGCGAAUGUCUUCGCAGUGACUCACCGUGCGGCCUUUGGGUGAAAGCCGACAAGGGUUCAAUCAAGCGCCAUGCGCAGAAAUGGCAUGGGGUUGCUCGUGGGGGUGACACCAACACGGUCUUGUGUACAUGGGCCGAGUGCAAAGCCGAGAUGCAGAAGGGUGCUGUGCCACGACAUACUCUGUGCAAACACUUCUGCGAAACAUUUCAGUGCAACGGGUGUUUGAAAAAGUUCACUCGAGACCACUGUUGGAGAUCUCAUGUUGCGAAGUGUACGUCAAGUGGCACUGGUCAUGGAAACCGUGUGUCGUAUGACCCUAGCGUUCGUACCAUCGAUGUGAAAGGCAUGUCUCAGACAGGUCGGUAA
Molecule: messenger RNA, 1368 nt
Organism: Suillus plorans
Lineage: Eukaryota; Fungi; Basidiomycota; Agaricomycetes; Boletales; Suillaceae
Exons: 6
Coding region: 1-1368 (455 amino acids)
Source: RefSeq, a predicted model, not a curated record